CUAGCUAUGGCACAGAUUGAAAUCACUAUCUAGAUACACAGAAACAAUCUCCCACAUGCAGACCUUCUUGAUUCCGCGGACAGAGGACAAGCUCCGUGCUCCCCAACUCUGUGCAAAACUGCCUCUUGUAACGGCAAACAGGAAACCACUUGGAUAGUUAUAAUUUAGAUUUCAUUUCGAAGGAAAUUACUUCCACUGAUAGAUAUGCUUCUGUUAAUCCUGAGUCUGACACUCGAUACCUCUUCUUUCCAGGGCUCAUUCGAAUCGAAUUUCCAGAGCAAUUUUGGAAAGACGCUCAAAGUAUCAAGUACCACUUUGGUUGGAAUACUUGAAACAUCUCAAAAAACCGAGUUUUUUGAUCCUCGCUGCCUUCAAGUCCUCAUUCUGAGGAUAGUGUUCACGUUCGGCCUUGCCCCUGCCAGUAACAUAAUGCAUGAUGUCCCUUCACUACAACAAUUCUGCUCUGUGUGGAAGAGUGGGAUCUGCUGGUGCAACGAUGAUGGGAUCACCGUGCACCUCGAGCUUGCCGAAAAUGGCCGAUCUCUUGCUCUCAAAAUGCGCUCUGACAAAGUUCGACCUGAAGGUCUGAUUCAUCGCUCCAGAAUUAUGAGCACAAUCCGUGAGACUGUUGAAUGUUUUGGCCGCAAUGUGAAUGUGAUUGAAUCAGUGAUUGAUCCAGAUGAAGUUGUCAAGCAUCCUCUGAAAAAUCUCCUGACCUCCCACUGGUUAACAUCAAAGAUAUUGCAGCAGCUGUCUCCUCCAACAGAAUAAUGAUCAAAUCAACACAACAAGUUGGCCUCACCGUUGCACAUCUCUUACAGUUUGAGCCGUACGCUGGCCUGGAUCAAACCACAAUACAGUGUAUCCACAGUGACAAGAAUACCAAGAAAUAUGAGAAAAUCUCCAGAGCUUUCAUUUCCCAUUUUGCCGAACUGGUUACCAAUUCAGAUAAUGAAAAUCCAGAUCAAGUUGCUCGAAACAGUCGCAUGUUCAGAAUAAGGCUGGGUCCAUCUCAAAUUUCAGUUGUUAAAAUUCAGUCGGUCAGUCCCAGACAGGAGGUGAUCCAGACCCUUGAGACAUGGAGGAGUGAGACUGAGGGAACUUACAGCUGUCUGAGGGAGACUCUCAACAAGUACAGCGUCUUCACUGGUAGAAACCCUCUGGAUCUAGCUGGUGUGGCUCAUGAUGAUAAUGAUCCCUCUGUGCUUAGUAUCAGUGGUGAUGAUCAAAAGGAUCCAGGGACUACCAGCCUCCAUGAGUUGAUGGUCAAGCAUGGAGUCACUGACGAGCAGUUGGAUAGAGAGAUUGAACAAGACGACCUUGCUCCAGUAGCUAUGCACUUUGAUGAUGUGGAGCUCUACCUCAACCCACUUAAGCUGACUGACAAUGAACAAGCUGACGUGAUGCGAGAGACUUAUUUAAGUAGAAGCAAUCAAGUGGCAGUGAUCAACAGUUUGUCAAUCUGGAGAAGUCACGAACCCAGCGAAGCAACCUUUAGAGCACUGAUUAGUAUCUUAUUGGAUAUGGGGAAGGAAGAGAUUGUUACCAAGAUCUGCCAGUACUUGAAAAGGGUGGUUCUCUCCAAUUUGAAAGUUCAGCAGCAGCUCAGUUCUAACUUGAAGAAAAUCUAGAUCUACGUCCAAGUGGAGAGUACACUUAAUCACUACAGUUGUAGUUUACCACUUGAUCACUUCCUCUCUAACAGUGUACAUGUUGUAUACAGUGUGCUAUAAUUAUAGUUUCAGUGAUUUGCAGCUUUGAUUUAUACCCGAAAUCAUGUGUACUGCUUGAAUCACUAGUAUACCUUCUUUAC
Halichondria panicea is the source of this 1813-nucleotide messenger RNA. RefSeq lists its product as uncharacterized. The record is from RefSeq and is a predicted model, not a curated record. Gene Ontology annotation, biological process: signal transduction. Bases 771 to 1631 code for a protein of 286 amino acids. NCBI's taxonomy places the organism in Eukaryota, Metazoa, Porifera, Demospongiae, Suberitida, Halichondriidae. The transcript is spliced from 4 exons. Gene Ontology annotation, molecular function: protein binding.